Messenger RNA from Entrophospora sp. SA101, 378 nucleotides. The record is from the annotation of a GenBank genome assembly. NCBI's taxonomy places the organism in Eukaryota, Fungi, Glomeromycota, Glomeromycetes, Entrophosporales, Entrophosporaceae.
AUGGAGCAAAAUAGUCGCGAAAUGGAGAAGAUGAUAGCUACUAGGAAUUCAGCAACAAAUCAGAUACAAGAAGAAAAUAAGCUUUCUAAAAAGGAUGCAGAAGAACAGCUAAAUAAACUUCUCACAGAUUUGGACAGAAUCCGUGCACAAAGAGAUGAUGUGACAAUGGAGGUGGACAAGUUAAGAGCAAUGCUGCCUACUGAUUUUCAUCAAAUAAAUGCUUUAAGGGUGAUUGCGAAUGAUCGCAAAACUAUAAUUAAACAAUUGAUGGAUGAAGUUCGAAGACUACAUAUGAAAUUAGCAGCACAAGAGGGUAACAAAGAUGCUGCAGAUUUUUAUUGUAAUCCUGUUCAACCUCCAGAAUUUUCUUUGCAAUGA